CAACCAGGUGGCUGCUUUCAGCCAUGGCCCAGCUCCCUGGGCAGCCCCCAGUUCCAGGCUACCCUUCCUGGAACCACACUCCAGGUGUGUGUGUGUGUGUCUGUGUGUGUCUGUGUCAGGGAGCAAAGCUCCAGAGAAGGUAAAUCCUGGUCCUCAGUCCUGAGGCUCGGGAAGCAGCUCUGCUUUGUGCCAACUUCCAUCUCAUGGAAUAAAUGUCUGUAUCCUGGAGGGACCAGUCAUCCUCUAGUCUAGGAGUCAGGAGGUCUGAGUUUAGUCUUGGCUCAGCCUGAGAACCACUCUCUGUAUCUGGAACUCAGUUUCCCCACCUGUAGAAUGUGGUGGCGUAGACAGUACCUGGGGCUCUUUCUAGCUCUGAUUUUUGACUUCUGAGAUGCUUCAGCAGUCAAAGCCACGACCUGGAUAGAAGGAGACCUUCGGAGGGGUCUGAGGUCCCCUACCAUCCCCACUUUGGAUAAUCCUCCUGGCCCUUUGCAUGAGUCCCAGCGGUCCCUGCCCCAACGAGUGCAGUCCACCCCUCAGCUGGGAGGGCUCUGUACCACCCUACCCCAAACAGUCCCCCCACAAUGGACGCCCUAACACCUCUCCCUUGUCUCUUUCAUCUCCAGUCCCUACCGGCGGAGCAUGAAUAAACUUUCCUGGCUAAGUUAGAUGGAUGGUCCCUGUUAGCCUGGCAGGCUGCCCCUGCUGCCUACCUCCCAACUCCCCUGGCCAAGGGAGGUGCCUCUGUAUGUAUGUGGGGAGGGAUGGGGCUAGGGGGCAAGAGCAUUUAGAUGGGGGUGGGGGGUACCCUGCCCAGCGAGCAGGAAUGGUGCCCCCGGGGAAGAAACCAGCCGGAGAGGCCUCCAACUCCAACAAGAAGUGCAAGCGUUAUUUCAACGAGCACUGGAAAGAGGAGUUUACCUGGCUAGACUUUGACUAUGAGCGGAAGCUGAUGUUUUGCCUCGAGUGCCGCCAGGCCCUGGUGAGGAACAAGCAUGGCAAAGCUGAGAACGCCUUCACCGUGGGCACCGACAACUUCCAGCGCCACGCCCUGCUGCGCCACGUUACCUCGGGAGCCCACCGCCAGGCUCUGACUGUCAACCAGGGCCAGCCCACUUUCGAGGGCCUGGCUGAGGGUGGAGGGGCCUACCCAGGCCUGGCCACCACCCCCACUUCUAGAGGCGUCAAGGUGGAGGUGGACCCAGCCAAAGUGGCCGUGCUGACCACCGUAUACUGCAUGGCCAAGGAGGACGUGCCCGAUGACCGCUGCUCUGCCCUGCUCGAGCUGCAGAGGUUCAACUUGUGCCAGGCACUGCUGGGCAUGGAGCAUGGUGAUUCCUACAGCCCCAGGCGGGUGAGAGACAUGCAGGUGGCCAUUGCCAGUGUCUUGAACACAGAGGACUGCCAGCGCCUGAAAGCAUCCCCAUAUGUGGGGCUGGUGCUAGACGAGACCAGAGACUGGCCUGAGUCCCAUAGUCUGGCCCUGUUUGCCACUUUAGUGUCCCCCUGUGAUGGCCAGCCUGCCACCACCUUUCUGGGCAGCGUGGAGCUGCAGGAGGGUGAGGCCACCGCUGGCCAACUACUGGACAUCCUGCAGGACUUUGGUGUGUCUGCACCCAAGCUGGCCUGGCUCAGCUCCAGCCUGCCCAGGGACCGCCUGGGGGGUGUGGGCCUGCAGCUCCAGGCCACCUGCCCACUGCUCACCGAGCUACACUGCCUCCCUGGCCGGACAGACUCUGGGCCCCCCGCCUACCUGGGUGAAUAUGAAAAUGUGCUGGAUGCCCUAUUCCGUCUUCACGGUGGCCCUGGUUCCCACAUGGUUCCUGAACUCCGGGCAGCACUGGACCUUGCAGCUAUCGACUUGGCAGGGCCACGGCCAGUGCCCUGGGCCUCCAUGCUGCCUGUCGUGGAAGCAGUGGCUGAGGCCUGGCCUCGCCUGGUUCCCACACUGGAGGCUGCAGCCCCAGCCUCACCCACCGCUGGGGCACUGGCCCUGGCCCUGCGCCAGUUCACCUUUGUAGCCUUCACCCACUUGCUACUGGAUGCUCUGCCCUCCGUGCAUAAGCUCGCCCUUGUCUUGCAGCCAGAGGAGCCAGACUUGGCCUUACUUCAGCCCCUGGUGAUGGCGGCCGCAGCCUCCCUCCAAGCACAGCACAGCUCUGGUGGGGCCCACCUCCAGGGCUUCUUGCAGGAACUGGCGUCCUCAGGCUCUGACGGUGGCAACGGGCACUGUACCUACCGUGGCGUGGAACUGGCCGGCUACUCAGAGGCUGCCAUCCGGAGCUUUGAGCGGCUGCAGGGCGCUUUCCUGGACUCCAUGCGGAGGGGGCUGCAGGACUCCUACCCCGGGCCCUCGCUGGACGCCGUGGCCGCCUUCGCUGUGAUCUUCGACCCGCGCCGCUACCCGCAGGCGCGCGAGGAGCUGGGUGCACAUGGAGAGGGGGAGCUGCGCGUCCUGCUGCGCGCCUUCGCGCCCGCGGUGGUGCGCCAGCGGGCUCUGGGCGACUUCCCGCUCUUCAAGCGCGUGGUUUGCAGCCUAGGGCGGCUCGGCCCGCGGGCCUUGUGCGCCAGACUAGUGUGCGCGUACUCGGAGCUGCACGAGCUCUUCCCCGACUUCGCCGCCCUCGCCGCCCUGGCCUUGACACUGCCCGCGGGUGCGGGCCUCCUGGACAAGAUCGGCCGCAGCCGGGAGCUGCGCUGGUGGGGACAGGCUGGGGGAGGGGAAGGCCGCGGCUGCCACGUGGUGAAGAUCGCGGUGGAUGGGCCCCCGCUGCACGAGUUUGACUUUGGGCUGGCCGUGGAGUUCUUAGAGAGUGGGUGGGGGGAGGGAAUCCUGGGGGUGCAGCUCCCUUGAGGGUGGUCGCCCGUCUGGCGGCCCAGCCAGCCUGGGGCAUUGGGCAUUCUACAGGCCAAGCUGGAUUUGACCAUGCUGCGUCCAAGCUGACCUACUAACUGUGGCCUCUCCCGGCAGGAGCUCUCCCAUCCACCUUCCUGUGCUCCCUCUGCUCCAAGCUGAGAUGCUAACUCAGCCUGGUGGGCUGGGAGGUGGGGGCUGGGUCAGCAGGGGCUUGGGCAAGUGGGCAGGUGCUAGGGUCUCGGGCACCUUAAAUUGCUCCUGUUCUUUCAAAAGUUUGUUGAGGAGUAGCUCACCCUUUCCCUUCUGGGACUUAGUCCAAGUUUUGGCCCUAGAAAAGUUCUGUCUUGGUGGGAGGGAGGAAGACUGGGUGUUGGGAAGUGGGAUGUUGGGGAGACGGAGGAUUUCGUAGCCCUGCUCCUGGCAGUCUCCCUCCUCCUUAGAUACUGCCAGGAGUGGAGAGCCGGUGGCCUUACUUGUUCUUGACCCACGGACUCUCUCUGUGCACAAGCUAAUGUAAUGGUAGAAGGGUACAGCUGUUAGGCAGUGGUUCCUGCCUCCCCUGUAUCCCAAAAGGCUGGCUGAGGGUGUUUCUGUAUAUGACCAUGUAUAGAGACAUAUAAAUAUAUAAAUGUGAAAUAAAUCUAUCUUUCAUAGUGUUAACACA
Choloepus didactylus (southern two-toed sloth) is the source of this 3521-nucleotide messenger RNA. RefSeq names its product chromosome 18 C17orf113 homolog (gene C18H17orf113). The record is from RefSeq and is a predicted model, not a curated record. Bases 674 to 2854 code for a protein of 726 amino acids. The transcript has 2 exons. NCBI's taxonomy places the organism in Eukaryota, Metazoa, Chordata, Mammalia, Pilosa, Megalonychidae.